GGACGAAGAAUGCCGUCAACUUUUCGAUAUCUCUGUGCAUAAGCUCUCGACUGCCAGGAAGGAUGGGUCUAAUCGGCUCGUCAACUGCCGAGCCCCGGCCGUUACUAGGCCUCCACCUUGCAUGUAGAUAACGGCGCCUCCGUACCAGUUGCUGAGAUACACGUGUGGAUUGACGGCCCGCUCCGUCGGAUCCGCUCAACAUGCCAAGCCGGGGCGAUCUACCCGCCGUUACCUAGGUGCUUGGACAAUCGAGCAUAACGUUACGGUACUAGUACCCACACAACCCAGCAUGAUGCUGUUGCCUGUUGGAUUUCUGCCGGUAUACCGAACCUCACUCCUCUUUCACAGGAACGAGCAGUUCUAGACACCAGACAACUCGCAGACAAUGUCGUGUACUGCUAGUAGUACGAUGUCAUGUACGAAGACGGCUCAGUCUCAGGGGCACGAUCACGAUCAGAAGCCGACCCCAGAGUGCAGCUCCCAGGCCAACAACGGAAAAGGGUUUCCGCAGCCGGAGAUCAAAGAACCCCAAGAAUCAUCCGAUGAAAACACAAACACACCCGUCGACGAAUCCCAUACGACCACCAAUGACGCCGGAAAACGGGACAUCAUCAGCCGCCUAUGGAGCUGGAAGCCCAAACCAGCCCGCUACGACCCGGAGAACCCUCCGAAGUUCACAAUAUGGCUGAACAUUCUAUUCGGGUUUGCCGCCUGCUUCACCGUCUCCAACCUGUACUACAACCAAGCCAUCCUCAACCGCAUGGCCGCCACGUUCUCGGUGAGCUUUGAAGAGGCCUCGUCGGUCGCCACCCUCAUGCAGGCCGGCUACGCGGGCGGUCUGCUCCUGCUGUGCCCGCUGGGCGACGUCUUUCCACGGAGGCCAUUCAUCCUGAGCCUGGUUUUUCUCACCGCUGCGAUGUGGAUCACCCUCUGCGUAACAACCUCCUUCACCACCUUCCGCGCCGUCUCCUUCCUCUGCGGCUUGACAACCGUCACCCCGCAGCUGAUGCUGCCGCUGGUGGGGGACCUUGCCCCAGCCGAACGGCGCGCCAGCUCCCUGGCCAUCGUCGUGUCGGGGUUAUCGCUGGGCGUGCUGGUGGCGCGCAUCCUGGGCGGCGUGCUCGCGGACGGCACGGGGGGCGACUGGAGGGGUGUGUACUGGUUCGGGCUGGGCGUGCAGGCGCUUGUUUGGGCGCUGCUGUACGCCUGGAUGCCGGACUACCCGAGUAAGAACCCUUCUUCUUCUGGGUUCUCCUCUGGCAGGGUGGGCGAUGGGGACGCCGGGUCGGGGGGGUUGAAAUCGAAUUGGUCCUUGACGGACAUGGGCGUGGGGUACCUGGGCAUGCUGCUCGACAUUUUCCGGCUGUUGGUCACGGAGCCGCUGCUCGCGCAGGCGUCGAUGGUGGGGUUUCUCAUCAGCGCCGUCUUCACGUCCUUCUGGACGACGCUGAGCUUCCUGCUCUCGUCGGAGCCCUUUCGGUAUUCGACAACUGCGGUGGGGCUGUUUGGGCUCAUUGGCGUCGUGGUAAUCUUGACGGCGCCCGUGUACAGCAGGUUGGUCAUGGACAAGGUGGUGCCGCUGUUCUCGGCCCUCGUCGGCCUGCUGGUCGAGCUGGCUGGCACGGUCGUUGGCACAUUUACUGGCUCGUUCCAUGUCGCCGGCCCUGUGGUACAGGCCAUUCUGGUUGAUAUCGGAGGGCAGUUCACCCAGAUUGCGAAUCGCGCGGCCAUCUAUGGGAUCCAGCCCGCUGCGAGGAACAGGGUUAACACGGCGUACAUGGUAGCUGCGUUUUCUGGGCAGCUGACUGGGACGGCCGUGGGGAAUCGGCUGUAUGCCCAUGGCGGGUGGGUGUAUAGCGGAGGGUGCAGUAUUGCCUUCAUUGGUCUUGCCUUGAUUGUGUGCCUUGCACGAGGUCCAAGGGAGACGGGAUGGAUUGGAUGGUCUGGAGGGUGGGCGAUCAGAAGGGAUGUUCUGGCCAUUGGUAGGAAGGAAUCUGAUGCCGAAGGGCGGCCCGAAGGACCAGUUGAGGAACUAGAAAAGGCGCUGGUGGAAACAUCCGGGGCUGUUAAUGGAGGUUCUCAUAAGGGAACAUCGAACGAUGUAAGGAAGGCAAAAUUGUCGGACUAGUGGUCAUAAGGUUAGUCCUUAUAUGUAUACUGUCAACUGUCUAAUCAAACUGGCCUCGA
Messenger RNA from Canariomyces notabilis, 2187 nucleotides. Its product is annotated as MFS general substrate transporter. Gene Ontology annotation, molecular function: transmembrane transporter activity. NCBI's taxonomy places the organism in Eukaryota, Fungi, Ascomycota, Sordariomycetes, Sordariales, Chaetomiaceae. The transcript is spliced from 4 exons. The coding region runs from base 386 to 2128 and encodes 580 amino acids. The record is from RefSeq and is a predicted model, not a curated record. Gene Ontology annotation, biological process: transmembrane transport.